This is a messenger RNA of Puma concolor (puma), 1059 nucleotides long. It is a transcript of the gene SINHCAF, whose product is annotated as SIN3-HDAC complex associated factor. The record is from RefSeq and is a predicted model, not a curated record. NCBI's taxonomy places the organism in Eukaryota, Metazoa, Chordata, Mammalia, Carnivora, Felidae. Gene Ontology annotation, cellular component: Sin3-type complex. Gene Ontology annotation, biological process: negative regulation of cell migration.
GAAAAGAUGUUUGGUUUUCACAAGCCAAAGAUGUACCGAAGUAUAGAGGGCUGCUGUAUUUGCAGAGCUAAGUCCUCCAGUUCUCGAUUCACUGACAGUAAACGCUAUGAAAAGGACUUCCAGAGCUGUUUUGGGUUGCAUGAGACUCGUUCAGGAGACAUCUGUAAUGCCUGUGUCCUGCUUGUGAAAAGAUGGAAGAAAUUGCCAGCAGGAUCAAAAAAAAACUGGAAUCAUGUGGUAGAUGCAAGGGCAGGACCCAGUCUGAAGACAACAUUGAAACCAAAGAAAGUGAAAACUUUAUCUGGAAACAGGAUAAAAAGCAACCAGAUCAGUAAACUACAGAAGGAAUUCAAACGUCACAAUUCUGAUGCUCACAGUACCACCUCAAGUGCCUCCCCAGCUCAGUCUCCUUGUUAUAGUAACCAGUCAGAUGAUGGCUCAGAUACAGAGAUGGCUUCUGGCUCUAACAGAACGCCAGUUUUUUCCUUUUUAGAUCUCACGUACUGGAAAAGACAGAAAAUAUGUUGUGGGAUUAUCUAUAAAGGCCAUGAGAAAACAGAGGCUCGGAAAGGCCAACCAGUAAGAAACAAUUUCGAUGCCAAUACCAAAAAUUCUACUGUGGUGAAAGCAUGGGCAAGAGUGGAGGAGUCUGGAAUUCUGAAGGCCCGUGCCACCUGGGCUCUCCAGCUUGCUUGCUCCAAGCAGUGUUUUCCUCAGAGUCCAAAAAACCUGACAAUUGAAGGGAGAGGAGAAGGGUCUCUAGAUAAUAAAGAAAUAGAUUUAGAAAAUGUCGUUAGGUCAGGGAACAGUUGCAGCAAGGGAAGUGAUAUGACCAGUGCAGCAGAGCACCGUGGAUGCUGUGCUUUGUUACCCAGAUUCCCAUUCAGGGCUGAGGUACGCAUUCGUCCAGUUCUGGGGUUCCGGGGAGGUGGUGGGGUCAUUGCCGCCUCUCAGCUGGACUGCUUUCUGGAAUUGUCCUCAGCCAAAGAAAUACACUUCACCCAAGGUCACGCAACCCUCAGCCUGAGACUAUGUAUAUCCGAUGAUUGGUUCUUGUGA